AAUGAAUUAUGAGGAUGCGUUGAAAGUAGCAGCAAAAGAGGAAGUACUUGCAAUAUGAAUAAUAAAAGGUGGCCUUUUUUGGAUAAUGUUAGAAGUUUAAAGAUAGACCAACUGAUCCUGCUCCAAUUGAUAGAGCAAUACAUUUCCUCUUUUUGAAGGAGAAUGUAAGUUACUUCAUUCUUCCACAACUUAGAAUGUAGAUAGAAAGACAGCUUUACAAUUUGGAAUGCGAAGACUCUGUAAAAUUGAUAGUACUAGACAAUUUGACGGUCCUGCUGAUUACAGAAUAAUGAAGACUAAUAAAUUACUAUCUGGGGCAAUUAACGGAUGGUAUAAUGGAGCAGCUGAGGCUAGAUUUGAUUUAGGUUCUGGUUUUACUAUUGAUAUUGCCAAUAAACAGGACAAUAGUUUUCAUUUGAAAAACAAUAAUCCUAUUGAUUUAAGAGUUUAAACUUCAGAAAGGGAUAAGAUUACUAUGUAAAGGUUUGAAUUCUCAAAAUUAAAUUCAGAUAGAUUGACAUAAGAAUUAAGUAAAUUAAAAGAGGAGACUUAACAAAAAAGCAAUCAGCCUAAAUUAUAUGUUGAAGUAGCUGGAUAAAAAUUAUUUCAUCUUCUCGAUUAGGAGAAUCCUAAACCUUCUCUUUUAUAAGAAUUUAAAGCUUUUUCCACUAUCGAAGAUAUUGUUAGACUCCAUUAAGUUAAAUCACUUGAUAAAAUUGAAUCAAUUAGCAAUCUUCAAGAAUCUAGUACUUCAAGAUUGAGAUAGAGAGCAAUGACUAAUUUACAUGAUUAAAAAUAGACAUUAUUUUCUAAGAAAAGAUUAUCAGCUCAACCAGAGGAAGAUUCUUAAAAGAUUUAUAAGAAGUUGUUAAAGUAAUUAAGAUCAGAAGAUUAAUUUAUUAUACCUUCUUAACAACCAAAAAAGAGUUUGUAAAGUAAUCAUGCCAAUACUUCCAGAAGAAACUCCUAGUAGUCUUUCUUCUUCAAUUUAACUAACAAAUAAACAAUUCCUUCCAAUAAUAGCAUUAGCAAUUCGUAAUAAAAUUUAGAAUCUAAUUAUAAAAAACCAUUUACUUAAAGAACUUCAUAAUUAGAUAAAGGAACCUGUUUUGAAUAGAAAGUUGAAAACUUUGUUAAAUAAAAGCUUAUGAUUUAAAAUUCAAAGUCAGUAUCUCCAGAAAUAGAUUGCACAAAUUUAUAAUAAAAAUAAGAUGUAAUUUAUUUUUUUAGUUUAGUUAUUCAAACAAUUAAGAUUGAAAGAAAUAUAAAGAAUAUAGAAAGUAAGGAUAAAUUCAUAGAGAUGA
Messenger RNA from Paramecium primaurelia, 1304 nucleotides. The record is from the annotation of a GenBank genome assembly. NCBI's taxonomy places the organism in Eukaryota, Ciliophora, Oligohymenophorea, Peniculida, Parameciidae.